GCCAGAGUGAAAGGUCAGAGAGCAGCGAGAAGAAAGGGAUCGCCGGAAUCCCAAUCACUCGCGCACACUCACACCCAAAUCCCGAACCAAUAUACAUAUACAGACGCAAUCGUCGCAAACCCAGCUACCCAGCAAACCCAGCACGCUUCGAAGUUGUAGGGUUUUUGGCGAGUCUAGGGGUUCUUGUUGCGAUUUGAAUCGGUGUUCAAAAUUUGACAGGACGAUUUGAAGGAAAGUAGUUGCUGGAGUUGAAUAAAUGGGCUUCGAGGCCGUGCACUGAUGUCCCUGUUCUGGAUUGUUGUUCAUCAGCUUGCAGAGAUCGAAGCAAUGGCCGCGUCGAAGAAAGUCAUAACGAGGGAAGAGUGGGAGAAGAAGCUCAAGGAUGUAAAAAUUAGGAAAGAAGACAUGAAUAAAUUGGUGAUGAACUUCCUUGUCACUGAGGGUUAUGUGGAUGCUGCUGAGAAAUUCCGUAAGGAAUCUGGAACCGAACCAGAUAUUGAUCUUGCAACAAUAACGGAACGCAUGGCUGUCAAGAAGGCAGUACAAUGCGGUAAUGUGGAGGAUGCGAUUGAGAAAGUGAAUGACUUAAACCCUGAGAUUCUGGAUACAAAUCCUCAAUUAUUUUUCCAUCUCCAACAGCAAAGGUUGAUAGAACUAAUUCGGAAUGGAAAAGUCGAAGAGGCUCUUGAGUUUGCUCAGGAAGAGCUAGCACCAAGGGGAGAAGAAAAUCAAAGCUUUUUAGAAGAGUUGGAGAGGACUGUUGCACUGCUAGCUUUUGAAGAUGUGAACAACUGUCCCGUCGGAGAGCUUCUCGACAUAUCACAGCGCCUAAAGACAGCAAGUGAGGUGAAUGCAGCCAUCCUUACCAGCCAGAGUCAUGAAAAAGAUCCGAAGCUUCCAAGCUUAUUGAAGAUGCUGUUAUGGGCUCAGAACCAGCUUGAUGAAAAAGCCGCUUAUCCUCGGAUAAACGAUCUUUCCACUGCCAAGCUAGAAGACCCUACCGUCUAGAUGAUCUCCAACCUCCUUGCAUGGAGAGAUGGAGGAUUAGGUUUCGUCUAGGCUUUCUCAUGGGAUGUCAAAUGAUGUAUGUACCUUUGUUGCGAAAAAUGACUAUCUACACUCCUCUCAGAUGCUGUUUCAUUGCGAUCUUUGUUUCCAUUGUUGUUGAGAGAUUGUGGAUUAUUUCUUUGGCUGUUUAAGGUGUAACAUAAACAAAUGAUAUGAUUAACGCGACGGAGAUUUAAAUUGGGGUAGA
Malus domestica (apple) is the source of this 1255-nucleotide messenger RNA. Its product is annotated as protein GID8 homolog. Gene Ontology annotation, cellular component: cytoplasm; nucleus. Gene Ontology annotation, molecular function: protein binding. The record is from RefSeq and is a predicted model, not a curated record. Lineage: Eukaryota; Viridiplantae; Streptophyta; Magnoliopsida; Rosales; Rosaceae. Gene Ontology annotation, biological process: proteasome-mediated ubiquitin-dependent protein catabolic process.